AUGGACAGACCGAUUCGAUUCCCUCAGACAGAGUUCAUCCAAGGCCUUGGGUCCUUGACACAAUAUGAGCCGAGCCACGAACUGUACGCCAUCGUGGACGAUUGUCCGGCACACCAUACGAAGUUGUUCUUUUCGCAUUCAGUUCGGAUCUCGGAGUUUGAUGGUGGUGCGGGAAUGACUAUGACCGAGACGAAGAAACAUAUGCCUUUGAAAGCUCCUCCUACCACGUAUGGGAGCAUCCCUUGGUGCAAGGAGCCUGAGACGGACCGGGGCUUUCACGCUGGAUUACGGAGGAUUUCUGUAAUUACUUCAUACUGCUAUAUGUACAGCAAUACGGAGGACGGAGUACAGAGCAGCUACCAGUGUAUGUACACUCUAGCUAUUGCCAUAUCCAUGUACAUGCUUAACAAAGUCCACUUAGAGGACAGAGAAACUGCUAUUGAGUACGUACCAGGCACGGGAAGAGCCAACGUUUGGCCCAAUGGUUGGCUCAUGAUGGUCACUUCGGCGGGGCAUGCAGCAGUGAUAUUCAAGAACGAGGCCCAAGCCCGGUCCCAACUUGUGUCCCUUCUUCACCUGCUCACUCUCCUCAUUACCGCCUCCAACUUUCGAUCUUCCCACCUCCUUUCCAGCGUUACCCGGUCUCCUUUCUCCUGCUUUUCCCCUACUUGUGUCCUCUUCACCACGAACAUAUCUCCAUUUCCCACCGAAAUUCACCCAUCAGUCAAUUACAUAUCCGCCCGCCAAACCGUCACUGCCCCUCCGUCAUCGAGUCGUAACGAGGGUUUGCCUUUGGCCCUUGUUUGUUUAUUUCGGGAAGACGUGGGCGUCUCAUCGAAGCCGGAUAGCAUGACGCCAACUCAGCCCCAGAACGUCGAUCAUCUCGACGGUCUCCUCGAUCUCAGCGACUACGACAAUAUCCCCUCUUAUCAGUCACCAUCUCUCUCGCCAGUUACGACCAACAAAACAACAUUCCCCAACAUGCCGCCCAUCAACUCCGUCCAGACCCCAACAGUUCCCUCCUCCGCGGCGACGACCACAACCGCCCAACCUACGCUAAGCGGGCCCAGCCAUCAGUACGGACUCUAUAAACAACAGACCGGCUUUGUCCCUGGAGCCUUAGCGAGCACUCUCGCCGUGAACCAGGCCAACGCGCAAGUAUCCGGCUACCAUGGCGGCUACAGCGCCGAUUUCCUGAACGGCCUAAGCCCCGACCCCAAUCUCUUGGAUUUCAAUACCCUCCCCGGCACGGCUGCCUCGCAUGCCUCGCAGGCCUCGUCAAACCCGGUGGACGUGGACAACAUGGACUUCGACUCCCCUUCCGACUCUUUCCUCUACCCAGACCUUGACACCAUCAACCCGAACUCUCUCACUGGCCAAGAAUCACCCGUCGUCCCCUCUCAGCCCAGCAACGUCGGUAGGCUCUGGCCCGGAAUGCAUACUCAGGCCGCCGCCGCCGCCGCCGCCAACGGCAAAGCCCAGGCCCAGGCUCAGCAGCAGCGACGACAACAGCAGAUUCUGCACUCCCAAGGCCAGCAGCAGCACCAGCGUCAGCAGUCCAAAUCCAGGACCAAGAGCGCUCAGCCGACCGACCCCAUUGUCGAGCAGAAGAUCACCCAACUCCUCAAUUCGAUGCGUGCCCGGCCCAUGGGCGAAUCGGCCAGUCCCACGCCGGUGAUCAACGUGUCUCGACCCAAGAAGGACGAAGAUGAGAUGGACGAGGACGAGCGACUGCUUGCAAGCGAAGAGGGUAAGAAGUUGAGCAGCAAAGAACGUCGCCAGCUUCGGAACAAGGUAUCGGCCCGCGCUUUCCGAUCAAGACGAAAAGAGUACAUUUCUCAGCUCGAGGCGGAAAUCGCGAACAGGAUCUCCGAAAAUGGCGACUUGCUUGUGCAAAACCGGGCACUUUUGGAAGAGAAUAAGAGACUUUCCGACCUUACCCGCAUGCUCCUCACGUCACCCUCCUUCUCCACCUUCCUCGAUCAGCUCAGCAGCAACCCACAGGCGCCCCUCCCACCGCAUCAACUCCAGCAUCAGCAGCAUCCUCCCGUGCCCUCGCAGGCCCAGCCUCCCGUUAAGACGGAGCGACUGCCCGAGCAACAACAACAACAACAACAACAACAACAACAACAACAACUACAACAGCCACAAACCCCCAAAGACCCGAAUCCCUAUGGCGUCCAACAACAACAGCACCAGAUCGGCAUGGCUUUGAUCCCCGAGCAUGACAUGGAUUUCCCCCUCUUUAACGCCGCCAACGAGGCCUUCGCUAUGCAGCCUCAGGUGUUCGCUGUCGUCGAGACGCCUGAAAUGCCCGCCGUUAUCGACGCCGGCAUGCUCUCCGGCAAGUCCUCCAACUUCAUCGGCGAGACGUUCGAGUCGGAAGACGACAAAGUCGACCUGCCCCCACCGGAACUGCCGUCCAAGAUGUUCACGCCCGAGGUGGCUGAACAACAACAGACUGAAGCCCAGGAGGAGGCGUUGGACGACGAGUUUGAGAACGAUCCCGAGUUUGCCCUCUACCAUUCAUCGUCAUGUCCGCUUUCCGAGUGCCCCGUCGAGCUCGACACGGACGGGUUCAACCACGUCGACAUCUUCGGCGGCAUAGAGCCCGAGAAGAUACUCGCGCGGUACGAGCUUGUCGAUGCAUCAGAGGAAGAAGAGAAAGCAGCGGUGGCCAUGGCUCGGGUGCAACGCAUUAGUGCCAGCCUGGAACCUGUCCUCGCCAGGUUAGAGCAGCUCUGUCUGUAGAAACAGGGGAUCCUCUUCCGGCUCGUCUCACUCUAUUUUUGGUCUUCUACUCAGCACACAUCAUACUGCUGCUUAACCCCCCCGUUUUCCAGUACUUGAAUUUAGUCAUCCGGCCUCCAGACGUGGGGAACUUUUGUGUUUUCACGUUCGUACGGCGUUUAUGGUGUGGAUUGGGCGUUUCUUUUUGAGUGCCAGGGGCAUGUUCGCCUCUGCAUGGCACGUGUCAAAACUGCAAAGAAUGGGAACCGGCAUGACUUGACGAAUCUGGUAAAUUCUUUUCUUUUUUUUUUUUUUUUUUUU
This is a messenger RNA of Sodiomyces alkalinus F11, 3051 nucleotides long. RefSeq lists its product as hypothetical. NCBI's taxonomy places the organism in Eukaryota, Fungi, Ascomycota, Sordariomycetes, Glomerellales, Plectosphaerellaceae. The record is from RefSeq and is a predicted model, not a curated record. Gene Ontology annotation, molecular function: DNA-binding transcription factor activity. Gene Ontology annotation, biological process: regulation of DNA-templated transcription. The coding region runs from base 1 to 2751 and encodes 916 amino acids. The transcript is spliced from 8 exons.